UGGCGCAACCUAUCGGCUCAUCUCUGGAAUGUGCCGGCAUAACAGACGAUGCAUACAAAUUACAUAUGUAUUUAAAUUGACGACAACAAUAGCUGAUCAUGUCGAAACCAAUUACUUUUGUGACGGGCAAUGCAAAGAAAUUGGAGGAACUGGUCGCCAUACUUGGGCCCAAUUUUCCCCGCACGAUCAUCUCGAAGAAGGUUGAUUUGCCGGAGCUACAGGGCGAGAUUGACGAGAUUGCUGUGAAGAAAUGCAAGGAAGCGGCCCGACAAGUGGAUGGGCCAGUGCUGAUAGAGGACACCAGCCUGUGCUUCAAUGCGCUUGAGGGCUUGCCUGGUCCGUACAUUAAGUGGUUUCUCGAGAAACUGCGACCCGAGGGCCUGCAUCGCAUGCUGAGUGGCUGGGAAGACAAAUCCGCACGUGCUAUUUGCACAUUUGCAUAUUGCGAGAGCUGCGCGGCCGAGCCGCAAAUCUUUCAGGGCAUCACUGAAGGCGUCAUUGUGGAGCCACGUGGUCCGCGUGACUUUGGCUGGGAUCCAGUCUUCCAGCCCAAGGGCUAUGAUAAAACCUAUGCGGAGCUGCCUAAAUCGGAAAAGAACACAAUUUCGCAUCGAUUCAGGGCGUUGGAUCUGCUGCGAAAGCACUUUGAAAAUGAGAAAUAAUAAACACUGGGAUGU
This is a messenger RNA of Drosophila arizonae, 677 nucleotides long. RefSeq names its product inosine triphosphate pyrophosphatase. Lineage: Eukaryota; Metazoa; Arthropoda; Insecta; Diptera; Drosophilidae. Gene Ontology annotation, cellular component: cytoplasm. Gene Ontology annotation, molecular function: nucleoside triphosphate diphosphatase activity. The record is from RefSeq and is a predicted model, not a curated record. Gene Ontology annotation, biological process: nucleoside triphosphate catabolic process.